This is a messenger RNA of Oncorhynchus gorbuscha (pink salmon), 475 nucleotides long. Its product is annotated as gastrula zinc finger protein XlCGF17.1-like. Gene Ontology annotation, molecular function: DNA-binding transcription factor activity, RNA polymerase II-specific; RNA polymerase II transcription regulatory region sequence-specific DNA binding. NCBI's taxonomy places the organism in Eukaryota, Metazoa, Chordata, Actinopteri, Salmoniformes, Salmonidae. Gene Ontology annotation, biological process: regulation of transcription by RNA polymerase II. The record is from RefSeq and is a predicted model, not a curated record. Gene Ontology annotation, cellular component: nucleus. The transcript has 3 exons. The coding region runs from base 146 to 475 and encodes 109 amino acids.
GGAGGAGGUUGGGGACAGAGAGGAGGAGGAUGGGGACAGGACCAACCCAGAAACAGGAGAGGGUGCCAGCUCAGACAAAGAGAGACCGUUCCUCUGCUCCCAGUGUGGUAAGCGGUUCACUGCACCAAGCAGCCUGAAGACUCACAUGCAGAGACACAGCGGAGAGAAACCCCACCAGUGCUCCUUCUGUGGGAAGCGCUUCCUACGAUCCACAGACCUGAAGAGACACCAGAUGAUCCACAAAGCAGUCACCUCAGACAGACCGCACUGUUGUUCGGAGUGCGGCAAGACGUUCACCUCGCCCACCAGCCUGAGGAUCCACCUGAAGAUCCACAGCGAAGACAAACCCCACCAGUGUUCCGUCUGCGGGAAGCGUUUCCUGUGGCUGUGUGUUCUGAAGAGACACCAGGUGGUGCACAAAGGUGAGAGAAACAUCUCUCUGCUGGAAGACACGUCCUGUGUGGCUCGUUGGUAG